Molecule: messenger RNA, 8950 nt
Organism: Talpa occidentalis (Iberian mole)
Lineage: Eukaryota; Metazoa; Chordata; Mammalia; Eulipotyphla; Talpidae
Gene: SOX6
Product: SRY-box transcription factor 6
Exons: 16
Coding region: 36-2603 (855 amino acids)
Biological process (GO): cell fate commitment; positive regulation of chondrocyte differentiation; regulation of transcription by RNA polymerase II
Cellular component (GO): nucleus
Molecular function (GO): DNA-binding transcription factor activity, RNA polymerase II-specific; RNA polymerase II cis-regulatory region sequence-specific DNA binding
Source: RefSeq, a predicted model, not a curated record
GGUUUCUUGUGAUUUGGGAAGGUGUCAAAGGUGUUAUGCCCUCGAGUUCUGAAGUUCUGGCUGAUGUGGUAAGAGAAAGUCGGAUUGAAGAGUGGAAGAGCAGCCACUUCAUAAGAAUGUCUUCCAAGCAAGCCACCUCUCCAUUUGCUUGUGCAGCUGAUGGAGAGGAAGCGAUGACCCAAGAUUUGACCUCAAGGGAAAAGGAAGAGGGCAGUGAUCAACAUGUGGCCUCCCAUCUUCCUCUGCACCCCAUAAUGCACAACAAACCUCACCCUGAGGAGCUACCAACACUUGUCAAUACCAUUCAGCAAGAUGCUGACUGGGACAGCGUUCUGUCGUCUCAACAAAGAAUGGAGUCAGAGAAUAAUAAGUUAUGUUCCCUAUAUUCCUUCCGAAAUACCUCUACCUCACCACAUAAGCCUGACGAAGGGAGUCGGGACCGCGAAAUAAUGACCAGUGUUACUUUUGGAACCCCAGAACGCCGCAAAGGAAGUCUUGCCGAUGUGGUGGACACACUGAAACAGAAAAAGCUUGAGGAAAUGACUCGGACUGAACAAGAGGAUUCCUCCUGUAUGGAAAAACUACUUUCAAAAGAUUGGAAGGAAAAAAUGGAAAGACUAAAUACCAGUGAACUUCUUGGAGAAAUCAAAGGUACACCUGAGAGUCUGGCAGAAAAAGAACGACAGCUCUCCACCAUGAUUACCCAGCUGAUCAGUUUACGGGAGCAGCUCUUGGCAGCGCACGAUGAACAGAAAAAACUGGCAGCCUCACAAAUUGAGAAACAACGGCAGCAAAUGGACCUUGCUCGCCAACAGCAAGAACAGAUUGCAAGACAACAGCAGCAACUUCUGCAACAGCAGCACAAAAUUAAUCUCCUGCAGCAACAGAUCCAGGUUCAGGGUCACAUGCCUCCGCUCAUGAUCCCAAUUUUUCCACAUGACCAGCGGACCCUGGCAGCAGCUGCUGCAGCCCAACAGGGAUUCCUCUUCCCCCCUGGAAUAACAUACAAACCAGGUGAUAACUACCCCGUACAGUUCAUUCCAUCAACAAUGGCAGCUGCUGCUGCUUCUGGACUCAGCCCUUUACAGCUCCAGAAGGGUCAUGUCUCCCACCCACAAAUUAACCCAAGGCUAAAGGGCCUAAGUGACCGUUUUGGCAGGAGUUUGGACACCUUUGAACAUGGUGGUGGCCAUUCUUACAACCACAAACAGAUUGAGCAGCUCUAUGCCGCUCAGCUGGCCAGCAUGCAGGUGUCACCUGGAGCAAAGAUGCCAUCAACUCCACAGCCACCAAACACAGCAGGGGCAGUCUCACCUACUGGGAUAAAAAAUGAAAAGAGAGGGACCAGCCCUGUAACUCAAGUUAAGGAUGAAGCAGCAGCACAGCCGCUGAAUCUCUCAUCCCGACCCAAGACAGCUGAGCCUGUAAAGUCCCCAACAUCUCCCACCCAGAGCCUCUUCCCACCUAGCAAAACCAGCCCUAUAAAUCUGCCAAACAAAAGCAGCAUCCCCAGCCCCAUUGGCGGAAGCUUGGGAAGAGGAUCCUCAUUAGAUAUCCUAUCCAGUCUCAACUCCCCUGCCCUAUUUGGGGAUCAGGACACAGUGAUGAAAGCUAUUCAGGAGGCUCGGAAGAUGCGAGAACAGAUCCAGCGGGAGCAGCAGCAGCAGCAGCCACAUGGUGUUGAUGGGAAACUGUCCUCCAUGAAUAAUAUGGGGCUGAACAACUGCAGGAAUGAAAAGGAAAGAACACGCUUUGAGAAUUUGGGGCCCCAGUUAACAGGAAAAUCAAGUGAAGAUGGAAAGCUGGGCCCAGGUGUCAUCGACCUUACUCGGCCAGAAGAUGCAGAGGGAAGUAAAGCAAUGAAUGGCUCUGCAGCUAAACUACAGCAGUAUUAUUGUUGGCCAACAGGAGGUGCCACUGUGGCUGAAGCACGAGUCUACAGGGAUGCCCGGGGCCGGGCCAGCAGCGAGCCACACAUCAAGCGACCAAUGAAUGCAUUCAUGGUUUGGGCAAAGGAUGAAAGGAGGAAAAUCCUUCAGGCCUUCCCUGACAUGCAUAACUCCAACAUUAGCAAAAUCUUAGGGUCUCGCUGGAAAUCUAUGUCCAACCAAGAGAAACAACCUUAUUAUGAAGAGCAGGCCCGGCUAAGCAAGAUCCACUUAGAGAAGUACCCAAACUAUAAAUACAAACCUCGACCGAAACGCACCUGCAUUGUCGAUGGCAAAAAGCUCCGGAUUGGGGAGUAUAAACAACUGAUGAGGUCUCGAAGACAGGAGAUGAGGCAGUUCUUUACUGUGGGGCAACAGCCUCAGAUUCCAAUCACCACAGGAACAGGUGUUGUGUAUCCUGGUGCUAUUACUAUGGCAACGACCACACCAUCACCUCAGAUGACAUCUGACUGCUCUAGCACCUCUGCCAGCCCAGAGCCCAGCCUCCCAGUCAUCCAGAGCACUUAUGGUAUGAAGACAGAUGGUGGAAGCCUAGCUGGAAAUGAAAUGAUUAAUGGAGAGGAUGAAAUGGAAAUGUAUGACGACUAUGAAGAUGAUCCCAAAUCAGACUAUAGCAGCGAAAACGAAGCCCCGGAGGCUGUCAGUGCCAACUGACCAGUGUUUGUUUGCUGAAUUAAAAUACUCUGACAUUUCACCUCCCCUCCCCAACAAAAGUUCUUAAAGAGCCCGCAUGCAUUUGUGGCUCCACAAUUACAUCAGCAGAAUGGUCUUAAUUGUUUCGUAAAGUGUGAGACAGAUUAAGUUUUCCCUGAUUUUUCAUGAACUUGAGUUUUUGUCGUUAUUGUUAUUGUUGUUGUUGUUGUUUUUUUAAUUUAGGUGAAGACAUAUUAAAUAUGAGACACCAGGACUUGAAAACUUAUCUCAACCCAUAGCUGUCUUACAAGUCUUAUAUUUUUGUCUUACUUUUUUUCUUUUGGAUGUUGAUAAAGGUUUAAGUUACUGUUUUAGAUGGGGUUAAACAUUCUCACUCAGGUAUGCUGUGCCGGCCUACAGGUUGUGAAUGUGUUUUUAUUCUGAAUUAUUUUAGAAAACAGCUGAGGAUUUCAUAUUGUGAAACAGAACAAGUCCAUGGCGUGUGCAGCUGCAUGUAGAUCAUAUUCGAAAGGCCUCAGAAUUCCAUUUUUCCAUGUGUAGAGUUAAACUUUGAAUGUGCCAAACUUUUUCAUAACUUUUGAAUCUUAAUAUUUGAAAGUCUUAAAGGAGACACUGCAAAGUCUUAGACAAUCUUUGGCAUCUUAAAAUAAAAUAGCAAAAACCAUACAUUUUUUUUUCCAGAAAAUGGUAAAGUACUCAGGAAUCUGGAGACAAGAUAUUGUAAGGAAUGAACAAGGUUGCCACAGUGCGUGCACCCAGCUGUGUUUGCCUCUUGAUGUGCCAUCAGUGCGUGCCGCACACCACAGUGAUCACCACACCAGACACCGACACGGUGGUCUUCUCUGCCUGAGACCACCUCUCACUACAUCCACUCUCCCUUAGCCUUUUACCCUGACAUUCAGUCUUAACACAUUUUCUCUUAAGUAAUUUAUUCAUUCCAGAAUGUCAAGGGUCCACUUGCUAUUUAUUUAAAAAAAAAAAUGUUGGUGGCAUUAAUUUAAUAAUUCUUUGUUUUUUCACCCUCCUUCCCCGAAGAACUUUUCAGUCCUUUUUACCUCCUUCUCCUGCUAGAUACAAAAGAUGUACAUAGUGAUUUUAUGUCCCCAGAGCAUCUGGAAGCAUUUCUGAAACAAGAUACUAUUACAUACCUAUAUUGUUUUUUUAAACAUGAGUAUCUGACUGUGGGGCUAUGUACUGGAUACAGGUGUAGAGUAUUACAUUUCAACAGGUGAACCCCUGAGUUUUGCCAUGACCGUAAAUCUUUUGCCAGAAUUUCCCCCUAAUUCAGUUCAGCAACAAGUGGUAGGAUCUGCAUCAGUGGCAUUUUCCCUGAAUGCCAUUCAGCAGCAAGGGUCAACAGUGGUGACUGCCAGGCAGGAGAGUUCCGCGGCCAAACCUAAAGCCCAAGGCUGUGGGCCAUGGAGGAGGCUACAAGGAUGCUGUCAUGGGCUGGCACCUUUACACUGGGUUGCCUUGUCCCAUCUGGCACAUCUAGGGAGUUCUUUGUAAAAUCUCCAGGAUGUAAGAAGCCACAUGCCAGCCUCAAAGCAAAGAUAGAGGUAAUCAUGAUAUAUCCAGAGAAUGAAACUAUAUAUAUAUAUAUAUAUAUAUAUAUAUAUAUAUUUAUGUAUAGGGAAGGAGAAGGAGGAGAAGGAUAUUCCCUAUAUAGAAUGUUCCCACUGUUUCUUCUGGGGAACAGAUCACUCCUGGGCAGCAGAUGAGUACUUCUGGCUCACUCUCUCCAUCUGUGGCUGUUGGGGGAAUAUACCUCCAUGUGAGCAAGAUAACUGCCCUUCUCACACAAGGAUUUCUCUGGAGAUAUGCUGGUGGGCUUGGAGGCAGUGGGGGUUUAUGCUCCAUGUCCUAACUACAGGAGCUUGGCCGUGCCAUUUGGACCUUCCUGAACCUAGGACUGAUUGCCUAUGGGGGCCUCACCCAGAGUGGCUCAAUGGGAGAAUGUUAGCAAAUGGGACAGUUCACCUCAAGGAACAACCCAGAAUCUGGUCACCAAGACAUAGGAAUGGCCCCAUCGGAUUUCUUGAGCCAUUUUGUCAGUUGGAAGAAAAUAGUGUACCUUCAUAUUUAUUAAAAGAGUGCUCAAGGCAAGGCCCUACCUAAUAGCAAUAAGGAGGUCUUGCCGAAAUCUUCCUGGCUAUGGCAUUAGCUGGGAGUGCUCUCUGUAAGCUGAUUAAGGUACUGAUAGGAAUGUUUUAUGCUUAAUAUUGGUUGGGGAUUGGAACUUUGUUUUUGUACAUUUAUUUCAAAUGAGGAGGAGGUCAUUUUUUCUCAAAAAAUGAGUAUUUAUUAUUGUCUUACUGAUUUCUUUUGAUUAUAUACCUCUCCUCCUCAGCUAGUUCUCGUGUUUUUUCCCUUCCUCUUUGACUUUUGCUUUUGCCCCUUCCCACUCCGUUUUUAUUUUGUUGCAUAGAUAGAGUGCUGUAUGGCUAGCAUUGUAUUGUAUGUAAUUAAUUUUGCACAAAGGCAAACAUUUAGAAUAGUAGUUUAAUUUUGUUUGUUUUUAUGACCAUGCCAAAAUAAUAUUCUGGGCUGGUGGAGAACAAAGGACUGUUCUUUAGGACUGAAACUUGAUUUUGCUUGUAGUAAAAAACAAAACAAAACAAAAAAAUCAACAAAACACACACACUCACAGAUGUUGUUUCGUAAGUGUUAUAAGCACUGGAUAGAAAUGGUAUUUUUUAUCACUUCUGACUAAUGUGAAACUGUUGUACGAAAACUACAUGAACAAAAGUCAUCUGUUUCGACUCGUGUGGGCUUGCCUCACAGUUGCCGGAUUUGAGUCAUUUUUAUGUCUUGUUAUUUCAUUUAUUUAUGCAAAAUACAUGUGUGUAUGAACACUUUGUUUUAGCUCCAGCUCUGCCUCAGUACUGGGGUUCAGUUACUCUAGCCACGUUCUUAAAAAUGAAAGGCUAUUCAGGAAUGAUGUGAUUGUAAACAUUUCUUUCAUUGGGUCAAACAGCGAUGCUGUAUUUGAAUCUAAAUUCUGUGCAUAAGCAGUUUAUUUAUUAGCCAAGUUUGGCUCUAAAUAUCCAUGGAAAUUAAAAGUGACAAUCAUAGGGAUCACUUCAUUUUAUUUUCAGUGGGGCUUAAACAAAGUUUUUUAUGACUUUACCAUCUCAUUUUAGAUUUUUCUAAUUGUGUAAAUAUAACAUAGAAAUAGAAUUUAUUUUUGGUUCAUGAGUACUUAGAUCUAAGUUAUGUAUUUCCUCUUUGUUCUCUAUCCAUCUAUGUUGGUCCAGAUUAGAAGUUGACAAGUCACAGGACCUCACGGGGUUAGUGAAUUAUCAGCUGCAGUGAGAGCGCAGUGUUCCACCAGUAGCCAAGGCAGUGGAACCCACUGUCCACAGACUCAGACUUCAACCUUUUAUUUCUUAUAGAAAGUUGAUGGAUCGAGCACAGUGAAUUUCCAGUACAGCUGGAAGAGUCCAUUUGCUUUGUGAAUCCACAUAAAUUUAGGUAGUUCUGUGACUAUUUAACAGCAAGAAACAUGACUGCCAUUAUAAAGGCAAAACUCUGUCUCUGAGAGUGAUCGCUAAUAAAACCUCCACCAAGCCAAUUAGAUGAAAGAUUCUCAACUUGUUUUCAGUGUUCCCUAUUUCAUAAUGUCUUCAAAUCCAAGACCGAGAUUAUCUCCAUUUUGUUAGGGACACUGACAGACAAUCCUCUCCAAAAUAAAAUAAAAUGAAAUAAAAUAAAAAAGUAAAAGGAACCCCAUAUGGGAUAAUAUAAAAGAAAGAAAGAAAAAAAGAAAAGAAAGGGAGGAAGAGAGAGAGAAAGGAAAGGUCACUCUUUGGACAGAGAACAGUCAGGCAGGCGGUUUCUCUAUUUCACUGGCAGAGGUGAUGCAGUAUCUUUUCCAGGAAGGUACCAUAGCUUUGUUGUUUUCACACGUAUCCAGCACAACCUUUUAGGAGCACAUCAGUUCGCUUCGUUUGGUAUUUGAUACUCCCCAGUCUUGUCCUCAGGCCUGAUUUGAUUUGCCAGGGUCCUGAUACCAACUGCCAUGCCAAGUUCUAAAUUCAGGUGUGGGCUCACAGUGCUAUUGAGCUUGUCAAAUUCUGGCCUCCCCUGAACAUUAGCCCCACUGGAGCCUGGGGUGUUUGAAAAGGGUGUGAUCCCGCUAGGGCUGAAAUUAAAAGCGCCUUUCUUUUCCUUAUGAAGCUAGGCAACCUCUUCGGAGCACGGCCUCCAGGGCCAGGCUGGCAGGGCGCUAGCUGAAAGCAAGGAUUGUUUCUAGGAAGCCCAUCUACCCCAAGGAGAAAGGGAGCCUGGUCACUUAAACAUCAUAGUUGAGGCUGCAUUUUACCAUUUACUCAUUUUGCAAAGAGGUGACCUCUACCUACUCAUUCACUAGGACAGGAAAAAGAAUCAAUUAGUAGUUUUAAACCACAUGAGAAGUCUUGUACAAAGUGCCAACCACUGCGGAGAAUGCAGCUAGAGGAAUGUAUUGAAAUAAUCACCGGGUCUUCCUUUUUAAUGAGAAAAGGACAAAAAUGGUUGCUGUAGCCUUGCCUGAUUUUGUACAUGUUUGUCUAAGGACUGAGUUGGCACUUAAGCUCACUUCUCAAAGUAUAAUAAUAUUGUAUGACCUCAUUUGUCCUUUUACAAAAGCACUUGCAUCAUUUCCUUAAGUCAUCUGCCCCCUGACAUGUUUUCUUCCUUAAUAAACAACUUCUAUCUGUUAUUCCUGCCGAUGAUGUUCUGUUUCUGAUGCCAUAAACUAUUGAGCAUAACCCUCUGCUAAUAUCCUUGAAGAUAUUGAUAUGCAAACACAUUUCCUUAUCUUACCCAUCCUAUCUUUUCCUCUGGGGACAGAUUGUUUUCCAAAAGCUCAUGGACAAGUACGGAUCUGGAAUGUUGGUACCUUUGGGGCAGGACUAGAAGUGGGUGGGGCGGGCAGAAAGGUAAUGCUUAGUGCAGACGCUCUUCUAGUGGGUGUCCGUGGCAAUAUGAAAGCUUGAAGGCCACUCAGUGACAUGUCUUGCUCAGUAGUUUCUUAUUCCUGAAGAACCACAGGCAUAAAGUGAGGCCUCAGUGCUGGUGCUCUUGGAGUAUGGGGAAUGUGCAAAUAUUUAACUGUUUUUGUAUGCUGCACAUUGCAGAUCUGCUCAUGUGCAUUCUCCGUUUGUCUUCCUUUGUCAUAUGUGUUUUUGCUUUCUUGAAAGUGCAGUCUUUAUUGUACCCUUCUCCAGCUGGUAGCAAAGUAGAAUGCUUAGCAUUUAUGUUCAUUCAUUAUUGUAUUUGCCAUGUAAAAUUUUUAUUACCUUAGACAAGCUUAUAAGCUGUUACUACAUAACUUAUCUUACUGUAACUUUUAUUUCCAGACAUUGUAAUUUGUUUGUGAUGUAUAUUGUGAGAUUGUAUUCUAUGUUAAUUUAAUCAGCACAAUUCACUGACAUGCUGGACUGACAUGCUGGCUGCUGUUUCAAAAUGUAAAGUUUGUGUAGGGCUGUUGGGACAACUGCAACUCUGUUGUCAAGGUGCUGUGCUUUGAUUCCUCAAGCAACACUGCGGGUGUGGCCCUCGAGAAAGGAAGGGCACUUCGCACACCCUCCAGCAAAUUUUAACUGCAGAUUUUCUUUGUAGAAAUUCUAUGUAUAACGCAGGUACCUACUUGGCCCAUGGCUGGUAACUAUUUGGUCAAUUAGAAAAAAAAACAAAAACAAAAACCAUAAAAACUAGUGUCUAUUGCUGCUUUGAAUAUGUUUGAAAGUCUGAAAAUGUAAAUAGUUUAUCAAAAAAAAAAAUCUUGUACAGUCCAGUGUAAAGUUUUUAAAUGACCUUAAGGGUUGCCAUCACAUCUUUCUCACACUCUCCUCUUGAUAACAAGAAAAAAAAGUUUGCUAAGGAUGAAAGAAAUGGGGAAAAAAAGGAUCUCUUCAAAUUCCAAGGAAUGAAUCACCGCUCUGAGCUGUGUUGCAUACACGAACUUCUUGGAUUUUCUUGUGCAGUAUUGACGUGAGAUAAAACGCAACAUUGAAUAAUCUUUCAGUGGUACUUUUCAAAGUCUUCCCCUCCUCUGCCUCAUAAUUAAGGGAAAAGACAAAACUGAAAGACACACUGUCUUUAUCUAUCCUGGUGUAUGUUGGCACCUUAGCUACUUUUUUUUUCCUUUUUGCACAAGGUGCUUUCCUGAUAUGUUAAACCUGCCAUCUUUGGGUGAUAAUGUAUAUGCCAUGAUGGGGCGUGGGCCCCUCAGGGGAGUGUCUAUAAGAACUGCCUAUUUAUGCUCAUUUACCUCAAGACUGUCCUCUCUACCCUUAAUCUAGUCGUCAUCACUCCAUCUUUUGUACUGCUGUUGACACUUACAAAUUAAAGAUAAAUUUUGU